Molecule: messenger RNA, 641 nt
Organism: Macrobrachium nipponense
Lineage: Eukaryota; Metazoa; Arthropoda; Malacostraca; Decapoda; Palaemonidae
Product: larval cuticle protein A2B-like
Exons: 4
Coding region: 119-517 (132 amino acids)
Cellular component (GO): extracellular matrix
Source: RefSeq, a predicted model, not a curated record
GCCACAUUCACCAAUCAAUAUAAAGGAGAUCUGGCACCGGUUCUCAUCAUCAGUAGCAGAAAAGGUGCCUCACCAUCAACACAAUCGCACUCAUUUCCCGCACACACACAGACACACCAUGUUCACGAAGGCUGCAGUCGUGGUGGCACUGAUUGGUGUGGCACUGGCCAUCCCCGCUGAUCCCUAUGGCGCACCUCCAAAGCACCAGCCAUCAUACAAAGCGGAACCUAUGCCAUAUGAAUUUGCUUAUGGCGUAAAGGAUGACUACGCAGGCACUGACUUCGGUCAAAACGAAGUCUCUGACGGCAACACAGUGAAAGGAUCAUACACCGUCCAGCUCCCCGACGGACGUAAACAAACUGUAAACUACGUUGCCGAUCACUACGGUGGAUACCGCGCUGAAGUGUCCUACUAUGGAGAGGCCCAGUAUCCCCAUGAAUACGGACCCGCUAUUACCUUCAAACCGAAGGCUUACAAUCCUCAACCAUCUUACCAGCCUCAGCCAUCCUACCAUUAGAUGAUCAGAUGAAGGCAUGAGUCAUCUUGAGGUCUAUCGAUUUUGUUGAAAUGGUUCGGAUUAAUGAUUGUUGAUACACACAAGUUAUUUAAGUAUUUUAAUAGAAAAAUAAAGUUGAAAAGAA